This is a messenger RNA of Ochotona princeps (American pika), 1768 nucleotides long. RefSeq names its product metallophosphoesterase domain containing 1 (gene MPPED1). Gene Ontology annotation, molecular function: hydrolase activity. The record is from RefSeq and is a predicted model, not a curated record. The coding region runs from base 361 to 1341 and encodes 326 amino acids. NCBI's taxonomy places the organism in Eukaryota, Metazoa, Chordata, Mammalia, Lagomorpha, Ochotonidae. The transcript has 7 exons.
GCGGCGGCGGGCGGGGGAGCCGGGGCGGCUCGGAGCCCGGCGGCGGGAGGGGCGGGAGGGGGCGCGGGGAGCCCCCCGCCCCCCGAAGGAGGAGUCUGGCUCCCACUUGCAGCCUCGGACGCGCGGCGAGGCGGCCGCCGCCGAAGGAGCCCCCGCCCCUGCGCGCCGCCCUCCCGGGAGCCGGGCCCCUGCCUCCCUCCGUGCGCGCUGCUGCUCGCGGCCGUCGCUGCCGCCGAAGAGGAGCCCGGGGCCAGUUCUGCUCCGUCUCCCCAGGCUGUUUGCAGGUCUGGCGGGGGGCCGGGCGGCAGCAGUGGUGGAGAAGGCGGCAGUGGGCAAUGCCCGGGAAGCCCGCCCAGGCCCAUGUGGCACCCUAGGUGGGAUGCCGGCGUCCUGAAGGCCGAGGCCCUGGCCCUCCUGCCCUGCGGCCUGGGCAUGGCCUUCUCCCAGUCGCACGUGAUGAGCGCCCGGCGCCACCAGCACAGCCGGCUCCUGGUCGAGGUGGACGAGUACAGCUCCAACCCCACCCAGGCCUUCACCUUCUACAACAUCAACCAGGGCCGCUUCCAGCCACCGCACGUGCAGAUGGUGGACCCGGUGCCUCAUGAUGCUCCAAAGCCGCCUGGCUACACCCGCUUUGUCUGCGUGUCUGACACCCACUCGAGGACAGAUCCCAUCCAGAUGCCCUACGGAGACGUGCUCAUCCACGCCGGAGACUUCACGGAGCUGGGGCUGCCGAGCGAGGUGAAGAAGUUCAACGAGUGGCUCGGCAGCCUGCCUUACGAAUAUAAGAUCGUGAUCGCGGGCAACCACGAGCUGACCUUCGACCAGGAGUUCAUGGCCGACCUCAUCAAGCAGGACUUCUAUUACUUCCCGUCCGUGUCCAAGCUGAAGCCAGAGAACUAUGAGAACGUGCAGUCGCUGCUCACCAACUGCGUCUACCUGCAGGACUCGGAGGUCACGGUGCGUGGCUUCCGGGUCUACGGCGCCCCCUGGCAGCCCUGGUUUUACGGCUGGGGCUUCAACCUGCCUCGGGGCCAGGCCCUGCUGGACAAGUGGAACCUUAUCCCCGAAGGCGUGGACGUGCUGGUCACACACGGACCGCCGCUGGGCUUCCUGGACUGGGUCCCUAAGAAGAUGCAGCGUGUAGGCUGUGUGGAGCUGUUGAACACAGUGCAGAGGCGCGUGCAGCCACGGCUGCACGUCUUCGGCCACAUCCACGAAGGAUAUGGUGUCAUGGCGGAUGGGACCACCACCUACGUGAACGCGUCUGUGUGCACCGUCAACUACCAGCCCGUGAACCCGCCCAUUGUCAUCGACCUGCCUACGCCCCGUAGCUCCUGACUGCCUGCCCGUCCACCUCAGCUGCACCUGCGUGGCCAAGAGCACCGAGCCCCACCACCCACCUGCCUGCCUGGCUGGCCACCAUGGUGAGGCCUCAGGAUGGUCUGGCAGUGCCCUGCGACCCCGUGCACCCGGCACUGCUCCAUGCUGCGUGUCCUUGCCAAGGGCCCUGCCGCCUGCGGCCCCGUCUUGCUUGGGCAGUGACUGACUUGUGCGCCUGACACCUUCCUGGCCUGGACCGCUGGGUCUUGGGAUCUCCCUUAGGGGCGUCUCAGGAAUGGGGGCCACACCUGCUGGGGGCGCCCAGGACUGAGCAGUCACAUGCCCUUGGUGGGGUUGCCUGCGGAAGCCACAGGGAGAGGCAGAGUCCCACUCUAUGGUUAAAGCCUUGCCCUUGUGGCCUCUCCCCCCAUCCCCGGAGUUUGCU